This is a messenger RNA of Helianthus annuus (common sunflower), 1356 nucleotides long. RefSeq names its product NAC domain-containing protein 26. The record is from RefSeq and is a predicted model, not a curated record. NCBI's taxonomy places the organism in Eukaryota, Viridiplantae, Streptophyta, Magnoliopsida, Asterales, Asteraceae. The transcript is spliced from 5 exons. Gene Ontology annotation, molecular function: DNA binding. Bases 205 to 984 code for a protein of 259 amino acids. Gene Ontology annotation, biological process: regulation of DNA-templated transcription.
AACGUUACCGAUCAUCAUCAAAUCAAUAAGAUCACGCCACGUAGGCAACAACAUUCACCAAAUCGUUCCAGUUCAAUUUCACCCUACAAAUAUCUCCAAACUUGAUCGAUCAUAAACACACAAACAGACUAGAUUGUAUUGUGUUCUACCCUACAGCAACCAAUUUUGAAUCAAAGUUUUUGUUCAUCUUGGGUAGAACUUCCAAUGUGUACUUCAUCAUGCAUACCAUUUGUAGCCGAAAAUGAAUAUUGGACCGAUGAGGCGAUAUUUAUGUCAUUGCGCGAUUUCAAAAGGGGAAAACCUCUCCCUUUAAAUGUAACUUCGGAUGUAAAUCCGUACCAAUAUAAGCCCUCUAUUCUACCCGCUGACUUGUGGUACUUGUGCUCUGGGGUAAAAAAGGAUGCAGAGUGUGGAUUAUGGGUGCAAAUUGGGGAUGCUUGUGAGAUGUAUUCAAACUCUUCCAUCCUUGGUUCGAGAACUACACUUCAGUUUUACGAGGGGCGAGCCUCUCAUGGACGAAAGACGGAUUGGGUGAUGCAAGAAUACAGAAUAACCGAGAGAUGUGACAACGGUACAAAGGAUCACAGGGCGUUAUGCAGAGUGUUUUUGGCUGGUGAUUAUAAACCACCUUCCACACAUUGCAUUGCUGAUAUUGGUGUCAAUAUCUCCGAUAAUUCGGAUCCAAAUACAGUUAUAAAUGUCAACAGUAGAAGACAUGAAAACACAUCUGAUAUGGACUGUAUUUUGUGUGGAGACUACAUUGAGUUAAACGAUCUUAUCGAUCCAGGAUCCCGUUCUUCCAGCUCCGCCAAUUCGAGUUGUUUGACCGUGACCUCAGAUGAAUACUUUGACUCAAUGGCCCUCUUACAGGAACUAGACAAAGACAUUCUAGAUCAAAAAAUUUGUGUCAAAUACAAUCUUUCUACACCAGCAAAGUCCAAAGAAGUGGUCAUACGCCCCGUCACAUCAGUGUCUCUAACAUAAAACAAAGAGUGCAUACUUUUUGCCGGAGACACUUCCAAAGUGGAAAAUAGGAACGAGAGCACGCCAUAUGGCGUUAACACAACAUCGUCUUCAGGUAGUUCCGAGAAUACAUCCAAAGAGGGAAAGAAUGAGAGUGUUAGGACGAAAAGGCAUACAAUGGUGAAGUAUUUAUGUUCCAUAGCAUCUUGAGUAGUUGCUUGUAGGACAAGAAAACUUUUCCUUUAGAAAGAAGAAACCAUGAGGUAGCAAGUUUUUUUAUUUGUGUUGUAACUUGUAAAAUUAAAAAAAAGUUUGGUUUGACAUGAUUUGGGUUUACACAUUACACCCGAGUUUUAGUCAUGUAUCGACGACCCAUGAUGAUCUUUAAUGCUA